Molecule: messenger RNA, 1883 nt
Organism: Ctenocephalides felis (cat flea)
Lineage: Eukaryota; Metazoa; Arthropoda; Insecta; Siphonaptera; Pulicidae
Product: glucose dehydrogenase [FAD, quinone]-like
Exons: 2
Coding region: 1-1863 (620 amino acids)
Molecular function (GO): oxidoreductase activity, acting on CH-OH group of donors; flavin adenine dinucleotide binding
Source: RefSeq, a predicted model, not a curated record
AUGGCACUUCUAGUCGCAACUUCAGCUAUAAAAGCCGUAGGGCUCGUAGGUUCGGGCUUUUGGCUUAUUCCACUGCUCAUGGCAGCUAUGAAAUAUGCGAGAUACGACAAAGUUGACCCAGAAUCUCAUCCCAUAGAUCAAAGACAUCUAAAUCGCGAGUACGAUUUUGUUAUCAUAGGCGGAGGCUCCGCCGGUGCCGUUUUAGCUAAUCGUUUAUCAGAAAUUAAAAACUGGAAUAUACUGUUACUAGAGGCCGGAGGCGAUGAAAAUGAAAUUUCGGAUGUGCCCUCGCUGGCCGCAUAUCUUCAACUGACAAAAAUUGACUGGCAAUACAAAACAGAACCUCAGACGACUGCGUGCUUAGGAAUGGUCGGCCGAAGGUGUAACUGGCCCCGUGGUAAAGUACUAGGAGGAUCAAGCGUAUUAAAUUAUAUGCUGUACGUCAGAGGGAAUCGUUACGAUUAUGAUCAUUGGCGAGACCUGGGCAAUCCGGGCUGGGGAUACGAACACGUAUUGGAAUACUUCAAAAAGUCAGAAGAUAAUCGUAAUCCAUAUUUACAAAACUCAAAGUAUCACAAUAAAGGAGGGUUGCUAACAGUUCAAGAAUCGCCAUGGAAGACGCCGUUGGUCGCUGCAUUUGUAGAAGCAGGGACUGAAAUUGGCUAUGAGAAUAGGGACAUCAACGGUGAGUAUCAAACUGGCUUCAUGAUUGCACAAGGUACUAUUAGACGAGGCAGUCGAUGCAGUACUGCAAAAGCCUUCAUUAGACCGGCAAGAUUAAGAAAAAAUCUGCACGUAGCUUUGAGAUCACACGUAACAAAAAUGAUUAUCAACCCUAUAACAAUGCAAGCGCAUGGUGUUGAAUUCAUUAGAAACGGAGUUAAGCAGGUUGUUUAUGCUAAGAAGGAAGUGAUACUCUCGGCAGGUGCGAUCAGUUCUCCACAACUCAUGAUGUUGAGUGGUUUAGGGCCAGCAGAUCACUUGCGAGAGCUUGGAAUCCCUCUGCUUAAAAACCUGUCAGUUGGAGAUAACUUACAAGAUCAUCUAGGAUUUGGAGGAAUUACUUUUAAUGUUGAUAAACCUAUCUCCAUAGUUCAAGACAGGUUUCAAGCGAUGCCGGUUACAUUUCAAUACGUCCUAAAUGAGCGAGGUCCUAUGACAACUUUAGGUGGCGUCGAAGGCUUGGCAUUUGUCAAUACCCCUUAUGCAAACAAAUCUGGUCUUUGGCCCGAUGUGCAAUUUCACAUGGCUCCAGCUUCUAUUAACUCCGAUGCGGGAACUCGAAUUCGCAAGGUUUUGGGAUUGACUGAGGAAAUUUAUGACAAAGUUUUUCGUCCUAUCGCUAAUAAAGACAGUUGGACGAUAAUGCCUCUGUUAUUAAGGCCAAAAUCGCGUGGGUGGAUAAGAUUAAGAAGCAAUAAUCCUUUGGAAUAUCCAAGAAUUAACCCCAAUUACUAUACACACCCUCACGACAUACCGGCCAUCGUUGAAGGCGCAAAGAUUGCUCUCAAAGUAGCCGAGCAGGACGUUUUCAAACAGUUUAACUCUCGCCUGUACAUGAAACCCUUGCCAAAUUGUAAGCAACACAAAUUUCUUUCUGACGACUACUUGGCGUGCCAGGCAAGAACGAUAUCAAUGACGAUUUAUCACCCUGUGGGCACGUGCAAAAUGGGCCCUUCGAGUGACCCAACGGCCGUCGUAGACCCGCGGCUUCGUGUCUACGGAGUCCGCGGUUUGAGGGUGAUCGACGCGAGCAUAAUGCCCACGAUCGUCAGUGGCAACACCAACGCGCCGGUUAUAAUGAUUGCCGAAAAGGGGGCCGAUAUGAUCAAGCAAGAUUGGCUAACGAACGGAUAUCGAUGAGAAUCCCACGUGACACACAA